Phragmites australis (common reed) is the source of this 561-nucleotide messenger RNA. RefSeq names its product DNA-directed RNA polymerases II, IV and V subunit 12. Lineage: Eukaryota; Viridiplantae; Streptophyta; Magnoliopsida; Poales; Poaceae. The transcript has 3 exons. Gene Ontology annotation, molecular function: zinc ion binding; DNA binding; DNA-directed RNA polymerase activity. Gene Ontology annotation, biological process: DNA-templated transcription. Bases 129 to 287 code for a protein of 52 amino acids. Gene Ontology annotation, cellular component: RNA polymerase I complex; RNA polymerase II, core complex; RNA polymerase III complex. The record is from RefSeq and is a predicted model, not a curated record.
GCCCCUCCCCUCUACCUUUCCGCCGUCGGCGACGCAAAGGCACGAGCCCUAAACCCUUCCCCAAUCUCCGCGCAAGCAUCUCCCCCCACCCCCCGCCCCCUCACUUCCGGAAACCCUAGUCGCCCCUGAUGGAUCCGCAGCAGCCUGAACCCGUCAGCUACCUGUGCGGAGAUUGUGGAGCUGAGAACACUUUGAAGCCGGGAGAUGUGAUCCAGUGCCGUGAAUGUGGCUAUCGCAUCCUGUACAAGAAGCGGACUCGCCGAAUUGUUCAAUAUGAAGCUCGCUGAAGACAAGGCAAACAUCCUAUCCUGGAGAAAAAGCUAGAGGGAAAUGGAAGUGUAUUACACAACGUUUGAAGGUCGUACGUGUCCAUUGGACUAUGGCUAGAAGUUGUAAAACUUGAACUGUGGAGUGAUUCUAGACUUGAGAUAGCAUUGCAGUUAUAUGAUUGAUCCUCUUGAGUGGUGCGAAUCACCAGUAUGGGGUCAGCCAUCAACGAUCCUAGGAUGAUCGGUGUCCAACUUUGAUACUUCUGAAUUAUUACUGGUAUCCCUUCUGUAA